AUGUGUACUAGGUCAAAGGUCGGUCGGUUCAAGUCGGCUUGCUCUACGUCAAUCUCCGUGCGUAUUUUGGUGAGCAGCAACACGCCAUCGUCUCGUCUCGGACCGAGUCAGAUAGAUGUUGUUACUUACACAUCCAAGACUUCAAUUCUCAAAAAGGAACCAUGCCAAGAAGAUACCGUUUUUUUUUUUGGCCCUGCAGAUCCUGUGAAACUUGAGCAGUCUUUGGCGCAUAGGGAGAGUCUGAAAGGAUCGAACUUGAGAUCAAUUUUCCUAGAGCACGACGGCUCCCAUUGGGCUGGGUGUCGAUUAACAUCGAACGAACGUGGCACUGGGUUCGGAAGCUCGCGUUGUGUCUCUACUCAGACAGAGUCAGUUGCCCUACCUGUCUGUCUGGUAUGCACAUCAGUCAGUUUGAUAUUGCUCCCGCACUACCUGCCGCAAGGUACUCUACUUAUGGAUACCUACAUGGUACUACGAUUGUUUGUCGUGCUACAAGGUCCCAAAGUACAGUCAUAA
Molecule: messenger RNA, 516 nt
Organism: Morchella sextelata
Lineage: Eukaryota; Fungi; Ascomycota; Pezizomycetes; Pezizales; Morchellaceae
Exons: 9
Coding region: 1-516 (171 amino acids)
Source: RefSeq, a predicted model, not a curated record